Rotaria socialis is the source of this 2250-nucleotide messenger RNA. The record is from the annotation of a GenBank genome assembly. NCBI's taxonomy places the organism in Eukaryota, Metazoa, Rotifera, Eurotatoria, Philodinida, Philodinidae.
AUGGCAGCAUUAUCAUCGAAUACAAAAUAUUAUAAAGAAGCUUAUAAUCUGUUUCAACAAUGCUCACAAAAUGAAGAUCGUCAUGAUUUAGCAAAUAAAGUGUUCGAUGAAGCAUCAUCACCAACGUCUGAUACGGUGCAAAUUGCCAAAGCCUGCUCACGUGAAUUAGAAAAACUAUUACCAUUUGUUACAUCACCUACAAUUCUAUCGUCGUUUUUCGAUCGUUUAACAGCACUUGAAUUAGACGAUCUUAUUCGUGAUCGUUCAGCAUGUUUUGUAUUAGAAAAACUUCUUAAUUAUUUACCAAAUGGUUUAUCCACAGAAAAUGAACAAAUACGUGUUGCAUACGAUCGAUUAUUUGAAUGUGUAUGCGAACAUUUCGAUGAUUACAUAAAAGAAACCGGUACAAGUCAUAUAAUCGCCUCGACUAUUUCAUUUCUUCAUCCACUGAUUAUACCAACUGAUAAUAAUGAAUAUGAAACAUUAAUUGAUGGUGGUCAAACAGAAAGAAAGUUUUUUCCAUUAUCUUCCGAAUGGCAUGUAAUAAAAAAAAUCAAACAAAUUGGAAAAUUAGCUAAAAAAACUAAAAAUUAUAAUGAACUAGUAUAUGCAACAUUGCUUCGUAUAUGUGGAUAUCAUUGUAAAGAAUUCUAUGAAAAAUUAAUGGAUAAAAUCUGUUCAAAAUAUUAUACGAAUCUAAAUUAUGAACAUUUAUUAGAUAAAAAAUCAUCAUUUAUAUUCGAAGUACUUCUAGAAUUUCCAUCUGAACAACGUGAUAAUAUAAUUUAUCCAAUUUUCUUCUCACACAUCGAUGACUUUUAUUUGCAUCCAAUUGGAAAUAUUUUUUUCAAGCAUUUAUUAUUAACAUUAAAUAAUAAAGAAUUAGUUGAAAAAAUUUAUCAAACCAUGGCGGAUGAAGAACGUUUCGAUAAGUUAAUACUCCAAAGUCAUAUUCAUUUAUUGAUUACAUUUAUUCGUAUUUGCGAACGAUUUCAUUGCCAUUAUGAAGAACUUAUCAAUCGAAUAAAUAAAUUGAUUAAUCCGGAAAAAAAUAAUAUCAAUAAUUUUAUUACUUGCUUAUUAAAAUUACGUGCAGAAAAUUCUGAUAAUCAAUUGAUAACCAAAGAAGGUUCGCUCGUCGUUCAAGCUCUUCUUCGAGCUGAAAAAGUUGAUUCAUUCACUCAACGAUCAUUCCUUUCGUUAUCCGGUGAACAAAUUUCAUGCAUAGCUUGUCAUCCAAGUGGUUCGCAUUUACUUUGUCAACUAAUUCUCAAAUCAAAACUAUGGCCAAUACUUCGACAAAAGAAUUUCUAUGAAAAAAUCGAUGAAUUCUAUACAAAAAUGGCAUCGGAUAAAGCUGGUUGUUGGUUUGUAACACAGUUAUGGAAAAAUGCUCGAACAAUCGAUCAAAAACUUCAAAUGGCUAAAAGUAUGUCGAAUGAUUUUCAAAAUCUUCGCUCACAAACUUACGCAAGAUUUAUUACGUACGAAAUGAAUUUAACAGCAUAUUGUUCAAGACCAGACCAAUGGAAACGAAGUGUUGAAAUUAUGUUUUAUAAAUCAAAUUUCAUUAUCAUCCUUUUAUUUUUAACGAUCCUUAUUAUUCCAACAUAUUCCGUUGAUAUCGAAUUAACUAUACUUGUUCCCGCCAGUCAACGUGAAUGCUUUCAUCAAGUAUUAGGCGCAGACAAAACAGUCGACGUUGAAUAUGAAGUAUUAGCUGGCGGAGAUAAUGAUAUAAAUUAUUGGUUUUAUGCACCGUCGAAUCGUGUUUUACAAUCAGAUUUUCAAAAGCGUGAUGGCCAUCAAACAUUGAAAUUAGAAGAAUCAGGAGAAUAUCGAUUCUGUUUUGAUAAUACUUUUUCACGGUUUAGUCAAAAACAAGUCUAUUUUAGUUUGAGACUUGUUGAUGAACAUGGAAAUAAUGAAAUCGAUCGAGUUACAGAACCAUGGAUGACAGAUAUUGAUAGAGACGAUCUUGGAGAAUUACAAUACAAAAUUGAACAAAUCAAAGAUACUUUUCAACGCAUUUGGGAUAAUAUGGAAUCUGCUCAACGUUACCAAAAGACAUUUAAUAAUUAUGAAGUACAUGAUCGUAUUAUAGUAGAGAACAAUUUUGAACGUGUUAACUUUUGGUCAAUUAUUAAUAUCGUUCUCAUGGUAACUGUUUCGAUCAUACAAGUUGUAACUAUUCGUAGUUUAUUUGAAUCAAAAUCUAAAUAUGGCAAAUUUUUACGUGGAAAAAAAUAA